UCUGCGGAUUUACUCUUCAGACUUUCUCGAGCUUUUCCACUGCGGAAUAUCCUCACAGCCUUCAUCAUGACUUUUGAGGAGGUCCUGAUCCAGAAACCCACCGAGCGUGCUCAGUGCGCCGGCACUGCCCUCGAGGAGGUCCUGGUGACCGCCAAAGACAACGACUCCCUCACCGUUGGUGUCUACGAGUGCGCAAAAGUUAUGAACCUAGACCCGGACAGUGUGUCUUUCUGCGUCCUGGCCAUGGAUGAGGAGUUUGAGUGUGAUAUCGCCCUCCAGAUCCACUUCACCCUCAUCCAGUCCUUCUGCUUCGACAACGACAUCAGCAUCGUCAGAGUGAGCGACAUGCAGCGUCUGGUGGAGAUUGUUGGGGACAAGGUGGAACAGUUUGAAGAUGCGCACUGCGUCCUCAUCACGAACCCGGCUGACGGGUCUUGGGAGGACCCUGCUCUGGAGAAGCUGCACCUGUUCUGUGAGGAGAGCAGGCGUCUGAACGACUGGGUUCCUGAGAUCAGCCUCCCCGAGCGCUGAUCUGGGACCUGCUCCUCACUUGCUCAGAUGCUGCAAAGCUUCUUAUCUGGAAAUACCCAUCCUGAUGGACAGGAUGGACCUGUUUCUGCUCAUCCCUGGAUACUCCUGAGGAGGAUUCCCGUCCAGGCAGCACGGCGCCGGCCCGAGGGGCCCCCGUGAACCGUCGCCUCUUGUCCCGUCCAUGCCAAGAUGACUCUCAUUCUUUAUGUGAAUGAGGUCGGGCAUGCCACAAGAUCGACGCAUCGACCCUCAUUCUUUGUGCGGAUGAGGUUUGGAGAGGAAGGAGAAGCGAGUUCUGCGUCCUGUGGUUCCACAGAGCAAAUGUCGCACGUUGAAGCACGCGCAGCAGGAGAAGAAGCGGUGCUGAGAGAGAGGCCUUCUUAGAAAGAGACUUUUUAAGGAUGUCCUCUUUGCUGAGCAACAUGACAUCAGUUGCAGUCAGCGGAAAUGUUUCCCACUUUCCAGAAUUGUCUUAAUUCUCUAAAGGUUUCACUUUAGAAAUUUAAUAAUGACAAAAUAUUCUAAGACAUAUAUAGAAAACAACAAAAUGUCUAUAUUCUAAAGGUUUCACUUUAGAAAAUGGCUCAAUUAACUUAACGUCAUGAGAAUUUGUUAGAUUAUCCUAUAAAUAUUUUACUAUGUAGCCUGUAGUGAAAACAAAUAUUUAAAGAAAAUAAAAUUUGACUUAAUGUGUUUGAUCUUUUUGAGGCAAUGCUGGAAACUAACUUGGUGUUAACUUAUCAGCUGUUUCAAACAUUAUUGGAAGCUGUAAGUGGAAAAUACUCAAUAAAACUUGAAAGAUGAA
Messenger RNA from Neolamprologus brichardi, 1336 nucleotides. RefSeq names its product growth arrest and DNA-damage-inducible, gamma b, tandem duplicate 1 (gene gadd45gb.1). The record is from RefSeq and is a predicted model, not a curated record. Gene Ontology annotation, biological process: regulation of cell cycle. Gene Ontology annotation, cellular component: nucleus; cytoplasm. NCBI's taxonomy places the organism in Eukaryota, Metazoa, Chordata, Actinopteri, Cichliformes, Cichlidae.